Molecule: messenger RNA, 2031 nt
Organism: Fusarium pseudograminearum CS3096
Lineage: Eukaryota; Fungi; Ascomycota; Sordariomycetes; Hypocreales; Nectriaceae
Exons: 1
Coding region: 1-2031 (676 amino acids)
Source: RefSeq, a predicted model, not a curated record
AUGAAUUCCGACAAGAGAGCCCAGAGUCGAAUGGCUCGUAGUGCCAUCUCGUCUGAUCCAAUAAGCACGGAUGGAUCCUACGAUAUAAUACGCUCUGUGCCAUCUUCGCUACGCAAAGAGUACUCAGGGGAUCAUAAUGCAGCCUCAAAGUUCGCUGAGGCGAUGAACAACCCAGAUUGGCGUCGUCGGCGUGAAAGUUGCAGUGCCUACGACUCGAUAGCUACGACAAGUAGCAACGCGGGUUGGGUCACCAUAGGCAGUAGUGAAAGCUCCCAGCUUCAUACAAACAAGGAUGCCAGUACAUACAGCAGAAGUGGACGAUCUUGCACUUGGGACUCCAUCAACAGUACCAAUCACUGGCGAUCCAGUCUUGACAGCUCCGAAGUUAGCAGCAGAGAUAUGAGUGAGGCUCCCAUUGACAAAGAUCGUCCAAGCGUAGAUCGAUACAAUAUGCCUACGGCGGUGAACAAGAACUUGGGAUAUAGCGCCCAUGGAUUAUGCGCCCUGCUAGACAAUUCUGAGAUCAUCGAUGCUCCUAAAGACGUCAGAAUACUGAAGUUGGUUCCUCUCUUACCCGAGGACGGUAAUCCACAGGAUUCCGGUCGUGUCAUCAUGGAGCAUGACAAAUCGUAUCCCAUUGCUCACAUACAGCCCGCGCGUGGAAUACUACCGCGGUGGGAUGUAUCUGUAGAGGCAGCAGAUGAGAGAUACCGAAAGUAUCUCAGCUUCUUUUCUGAUCGAUCGAGCGAAGAGAGGUAUAACACGUCGAAAGGCUCUGGGGCUGGAAACAUUGAGAGGGCCAGAGAGGCUGUUUAUCAGGACCCAGCAGUCACCAAUGUUGGUAACAGAAUCGGCGAAUCGCAGGAGAAGACCGAGGUGCCUCCGCCUUUUGUAUCCAACAACCUAAGGACACAUGAGCUCAGCCGUAGAAACGAGGCUUUCAAGAAGAUCUUGAGUAGACUUCAGGCAGCCAAGACCAACAAAAGCGAAAAGGUGGUUACAGAAAGGCCGAAAGAGGAAACUGGGCAAAGAAGCGAGGAGUUCCAAAGGCUUCUGAAAAAACUUCGGCAUCAGUCCGGGUCAGAAACUCGACACCCAACAGAAGAGCACAGUUUUCAGCCAGAGCUCUCGAAAGAGCCGUACAAACCGCAACGCAAAGACAUAAGUUCUGAUCCUGCAAUUGUCUCAGCUUACACCAGCUACUCCAAGAAGAAAGAGUGGUCUCAAGACUCUGGGGUUUUUAUGGACUCGGAGUUGAACCCCAGAGCAAGAGAGUUUCUGUCGUUCAAAAGCUUCGCAAGGGCAUCAACGAGCUCAGACGAUCCCAGCAUAUCGGAACGAGGAUUGCUCCAGCAGAUGGGCUUAGGCAAGGGUAGCGAGGAAAGUGAAUAUUUUGUCAACCAGCCUGCCGAGAUGGAAUCGACGAGUUUGAAUCAUAAUAUGCCUCCCAUGAAGUCAGACUACCUCAGCGCAAGUGAGAAAGGGGACACAAACCCAGAGACUAAUCCGAUUCCUAUUGGACAGCAAGGCUUGGUAGGGUUCGAUCACACAUCAAACAUUCUGCCGUUUUCCAAUGUUGCAUUUCCGUUCGGCGCUUGUCAGACCCCAAUGCAGAAUAUCGCUGCCCCUGAAUUGCUAUCCAGCCUUGGAUUGGUGACACCAAUUGGAAAAUGGCCACCAACCACCAGUUUCGGAAACCAACUCAAUCUACCUACAGCCAAUCUUCCUUUCCAGUCAUGUGCGGUUGCACCCAACCCCUUGAUGGGCAUCAAUGCAACUCCUCAAUUGCCUUGCAAUCCAACGCUAGGAAGCAGUGGUUAUUCAGCUUGUCCACCUCCUGUCUUUAAACCGAUACUCCCUGACCCAAUCCAGCAACAAAAAUAUGAAGCGUACAUCGAAUGGCGUAAAGCCAACGAACCAGGAUACGCCCUUGCAUGCAAGAGCCGACAACAGCGUCGGGCCCAGCGUGGUUCAAUCCCACCACUUCCAACGCUUGGAAAGGUGCAACACAGUGAGGUUCAACCUGUGUGA